This is a messenger RNA of Orcinus orca (killer whale), 1932 nucleotides long. Its product is annotated as etoposide-induced protein 2.4 homolog. The record is from RefSeq and is a predicted model, not a curated record. NCBI's taxonomy places the organism in Eukaryota, Metazoa, Chordata, Mammalia, Artiodactyla, Delphinidae. Gene Ontology annotation, cellular component: endoplasmic reticulum. Gene Ontology annotation, biological process: macroautophagy.
CGCGGAGGGGCGUGGAGGAGCCGAGCGGGCCAGCGGUGGGCCAGGGGCCGGGCCGGAGCCGGAGCCGCGGGGGCAAAGCUGCCGGGUGCUUCAUGAUGAGACAUCUGGGGACACUUCUCUCUCCUUUGUGUAGUUGAUAGUUUGGGCAGUGAAGAGAUGGCUGACAGUGUCAAAACCUUUCUGCAGGACCUUGCCAGAGGAAUCAAAGACUCCAUCUGGGGAAUUUGUACCAUCUCAAAGCUAGAUGCUCGAAUUCAGCAAAAGAGAGAGGAGCAGCGUCGAAGAAGGGCAAGCAGUGUCCUGGCUCAGAGGAGAGCCCAGAGUAUAGAGAGGAAGCAAGAGAGUGAACCACGUAUUGUUAGCAGAAUUUUUCAGUGCUGCGCUUGGAAUGGUGGAGUAUUCUGGUUCAGUCUCCUUUUGUUUUAUCGAGUGUUUAUUCCCGUGCUUCAGUCAGUAACAGCCCAAAUUAUUGGUGAUCCGUCACUACAUGGGGAUGUUUGGUCGUGGCUCGAGUUUUUCCUCACGUCAAUUUUCAGUGCUCUUUGGGUGCUCCCCCUGUUUGUGCUUAGCAAAGUUGUGAAUGCAAUUUGGUUUCAGGAUAUAGCUGACCUGGCCUUCGAGGUAUCAGGGAGGAAGCCUCACCCAUUCCCUAGUGUCAGCAAAAUAAUUGCUGACAUGCUCUUCAACCUUUUGCUGCAGGCUCUUUUCCUCCCAGGAAUUGAAAUGCACCAGCGAUUGUCAAACAUAGAAAGGAAUUGGCCUUACUACUUUGGAUUUGGUCUGCCCUUGGCUUUCCUCACAGCAAUGCAGUCCUCCUACAUUGUCAGUGGCUGCCUAUUCUCUAUCCUCUUUCCUUUAUUCAUUAUCAGCGCCAAUGAAGCAAAGACCCCUGGCAAAGCAUACCUUUUCCAAUUGCGCCUCUUCUCCUUGGUGGUUUUCUUAAGCAACAGACUCUUCCACAAGACGGUCUACCUGCAGUCUGCCCUGAGUAGUUCAACUUCUGCAGAGAAGUUCCCCUCACCACACCCAUCUCCUGCCAAACUGAAGGCUGCUGAGGGCCACUGAGUCGCCUGCCACCCAGAGGGGAUGGGUGGGAUUGGAAGGAUGCCGCGUCAGCUCUUUUUCUUGUUCACCUCCCCGACCAGGGAAGGCAGGACCCACUCUGCCAAGGGCCCUGUGCAUAUUACCUUCUCUCUGAGGAAUCGGGAUUUUUGUCUGGUGCACGUAAGGCAGAAUCGUCCUGACACCAGUAUGGAUUUUAAACACCGGUGAGUCUGAAAGGACCACAGGAUUUUCUGCAGCUCUUUUCUAGCAUUUGCCAGCCCCCGUGCCUGGACUGAUUUGAAUACUUUUUCUCCCUGUGCCAUUUAUCUUCCCACCUCCCCUUCCUGCCUUCCACCACCCUUGGAUGAAUGGAUUUUUGUAAUUCUAGUUGUUGUAUUUUGUGGACCUGUUGUUUUGGUUUUUCUGUGAAGCACAUAUAUUGGACGUGGGAAGUAAAGGAGACUCUGCUGCUCCUGGUCACUCCCGUUAUAGCCAUCACUGUCUUGUUUCUUAUAACUCAGGCUAGAUUUGGUCUCUUGCUCCACUGCAAAAAAAAAACAAGCCUGAAGAGAUGGGACAGGAGGAAAGACCUCACAGCCAGAUCUGCUGGGUUUUGAGGAGUGGUUUUCUUUCUUCCCCUUGAAGGGGAAAAAGCUUUUUUCACUGGUACAUUUAAAGCUCCCCCAGCUAUAGGGAGGUACCAAUUUUGGACAAGUGCCACUGCAACACAGAAUGCUCAGAGAACCUGAACUUUUAAACUCUGGAGGUCUGAACUUUAUUGUUGGCCACUGCUGGGUCUGUCUGGUAUUUCAAAGGAAUAUUGGGUGCUGCAAAUAGGAACUGAAGGGGUAAACUUAUUAAACCCAUUAAACCUGUGAAAAAAAAAAA